UCAUGGUUGGUUCUUGUAAAUGUCUAUGGCUUCCGAGAACCAAACUUAUGUGUGUGAAACUUUGCCGAGAUUUCAAGCAGAUGAUCCAUGGCGCUAUUUGUUCCAUUUCUCUGCAAAAUCCCCUUCUUCUCUCUUCUUAUUACAGCUCUCUGCAAUUUCCUUCAUCUCCCAACUUAUGGAAGCCAUCCUCAAACCGCUCGGACAAUCCACCGUCGUCUCUCAUAUCUUUGGAGGCAUCAUCUUGGGUCCAUCGUUCUUGGGGCAAAAAGAUGAGAUAGCAAAAGCGUUGUUCCCCCAACGAGGGAACAUGAUAUUGGAAACUUUUGGAACUUUUGGCCUCAUGUUCUUCCUCUUUGUCGUGGGAGUGAAGAUUGAUGGGGCAGUAAUUUUGCGGCCGGGGCGACAAGCAAUGGUUGUAGGUUUGUUCGUGUUCGUGUUCACCUUGACAUUACCAAUCAUAUUUAUCUUAAUUCUGAAGCAAUCCUGCCCAGUGGAAUGCAACAUCGCCAACUCUCUUUUCUUCAUAGCUUUGUCUCAAACCUUGAUCGGCUCUCCUGUUAUUGCUUGUCUGUUAACCGAGCUCAAGAUCUUGAACACAGAUAUCGGCCGCCUCGCACUUUCAUCGUCCAUGUUCUGUGACGUAUUAGGCGUUCUCACAACCGUUGCUGCCUUAUCAUUCACAGAGAACAAGAAAGCCAGCGGAAAUAGUCCAUUUUAUUCACUAUUAUCAUCAUGUGCACUUAUUGCUGCCAUCAUCUACAUCGUCAAGCCUGCAGUUAUGCAUAUACAUAAGCGAUUUCAAGACCGGAAGUUCAUCAACGAGAUUUUUGUUAUCUGGAUUUUCCUUCUUGUCCUGCUCAGUGGGUUUCUGAGUGAGAUCAUAGGGCAACAUUAUUUCUUGGGGCCAUUGGUUCUUGGCUUGGUUGUGCCAGAUGGUCCUCCAUUGGGUUCUACCAUUGUGUCCAAAUUGGAAACUUUAGCUUCAAGGCUAUUUUAUCCAACUUUUCUUGCUGUUAGUGGAUUGCAGACCAAUAUCUUCAUUAUCAAAAUUCAGGAGACUUGGGUUGUUGGGAUCGUUCUUCUGUUUUCCUGCACUGUUAAGAUUGGAGCCGUGAUGUUGCCAGCAAAAUACAUCAAUCUGCGACGUGGAGAUUCUUUGGUUCUUGGCCUCAUUCUGAAUGCUAGAGGGUUCUUGCAGCUGAUCCUUUUCAAUUUCUGGAAGCACAGUGCGGUGAUUUCAGACAAAGAGUUUUCUUUUGCUGUUAUCUCAAUGUUGGUUAUAACAGGCAUCGUAACACCAUUAAUCAAACAUCUUUAUGAUCCAUCUAAACGCUACCUCUCGUCAUCAAGAUGUACAAUUCAACAUUUGAAGCCGGAGGCCGAGCUCCGAAUCUUGGUCUGCAUCCACCAUCAGGACAACAUCCCCAUGAUCAUUAACCUCCUUGAAGUGUCCUAUGCUUCAAGAGACAGCCCCUUGGCCGCAAUAGCUCUCAUUUUGGUCGAGCUCAUUGGCAGAAGCAACCCAGUUCUUAUAGCACACCAACCGGAUUGCACACUCGAGAGAUCUUCGUCCAAAGCAGUCCACAUUAUCAAUGCUUUGAGGCAAUAUGAAGAACACAAUGCAGGCUGUGCCACUGUCGAUGCUUUCACCGCAAUAUCACCUUACGACCUUAUGCACGACGACGUUUGUAGACUCGCAUUUGACAAGAGGGCCACCAUUGCCAUCCUUCCUUUCCACAAGCAGUGGGCGAUCGAUGGCUCAAUUGGGAAGGUGAACCGAGCCCUUCAGAAUAUGAACAUUCAAAUUCUUGAAAUGGCGCCUUGUUCAGUUGCAAUUCUGGUAGAUAGGGGAGUUUUGACGAAGCAUGCCUCUUUCUUGACUGCACGAUCUCCAUAUCAUAUUGCUGUGUUGUUCAUUGGUGGGCCGGACGAUGCAGAGUCGUUGGCGUUAGGAACUCGAAUGGCAAGGCAUCACACUGUCGACUUAACCGUCAUUCGGUUCCUUCUGUUUGGAGCUGAAAACAACAAGAAUAGGAAGCUUGACUCUGAGUUGAUCCAUGAAUUCCGACUAGCCAACAUGGAACACGAGCAUUUUGUGGUGGUGGAAGAGAUGGUGAGAGACGGCGCAGGAAUGGCUGCUUCCAUCAGAGGCAUGGAGGAUUGCUUCGACUUAAUAAUUACCGGUCUACGACACGAGGACAAUCCCAUUCUCAACGGCCUUCACCAAUGGAGUGAAUGUCCAGAGCUCGGGGUGGUCGGUGAUAUACUUGCGUCACCGGACUUCGGGAGCACAUCGACGGUGUUGUUGGUGCAGCAGCAACAGUUUAGAGGGAGAUUUAGCGAGCGAAGGAUGAUGGAUAGCGCCCUUGUUCAUGAUGCUCCACUGGGAUCUUGGUCUAUAGCGAUGAGCAGAUGAAAUGGAGCAUAGCCUUUACAAAAUCCCCUUCUUUUCUUUUUGUUUCCUUAGCUUUUUGUACAUUUAUAAAUCACUAGCCAAAUCCAUUUUAGAAAGGUGGUAAAUUUAGGAACUUUUUUACGGCCAUUUAUUUAAAUUUUGUAAGGAAUAAUGGCUGUGGGAGUUCUAUCCCAUUUUUGA
Cucurbita pepo subsp. pepo (vegetable marrow) is the source of this 2596-nucleotide messenger RNA. Its product is annotated as cation/H(+) antiporter 15. Gene Ontology annotation, molecular function: antiporter activity. Gene Ontology annotation, cellular component: membrane; endomembrane system. Lineage: Eukaryota; Viridiplantae; Streptophyta; Magnoliopsida; Cucurbitales; Cucurbitaceae. The record is from RefSeq and is a predicted model, not a curated record. Gene Ontology annotation, biological process: regulation of pH; proton transmembrane transport.